Xylona heveae TC161 is the source of this 2952-nucleotide messenger RNA. RefSeq lists its product as hypothetical. NCBI's taxonomy places the organism in Eukaryota, Fungi, Ascomycota, Xylonomycetes, Xylonales, Xylonaceae. The record is from RefSeq and is a predicted model, not a curated record. The coding region runs from base 1 to 2952 and encodes 983 amino acids. The transcript is spliced from 3 exons.
AUGUCGAGGAAGAGACGCCGUCCCCAGCCACAGUAUUUACCUUCGCAGAUGUCGCUCCAGUCUCAAUGCCAUCUGGCGAAGGAUGAGCGUGAGUGUACAUUAGCUGGCCAGAAACUUCAUGGGGAAACGAAUUUAGCUCCGGAGCUCGAGAUGUUAAUGAGGCACGAAGAACAUUCGCAGAAGCGCUUGUCAGCAUUGGAGGAAGCAUUUACGAAGUUACCUAUCCAAGCCAAUGGUCCGCCCGUGGAAUUGGCGGGGUCUAUGCCACUAGAAAAGCAGGGCGUUCCAGAUCACGAAGAGUUUUCGAAGUCUGACUGCACGCUGCCUGCUUAUUCACGAAGAGAAGUGGUCGGGCUAGGGGUCUUUGAGGCGCUGGUGUCACCUUUUGAGGGCAGUGCAUUUGAGAAUUCGCGGGAUGAUCACUGGAGUAUGGAGGAGCAACGCAUAGAGCUACUUGAGGAAAGUUUGAAGAGCGCCGAAAACUAUACCGAAGAGAAUACAAGUUGGCAAGAUAAUAUAACUACCGGUUGUGAGGAUGCUAUGUGGUCUGAACAGGAGCUCAAAUACUUGGCUCGGUACCUCUUUUGUCACCCACACCCUGACGAGCGAAGCUUGGAUGAUUUAUCCUCCAUCAUCCUUCUUCUCUCUCACAACAUCCGAUACAGCUGCAAACUUCAGACACAACCACAACAACAACACUCUGAUAGCUUGCUAACCAAAUUCUUCUUCGGAAUGGGAUUUGCAUCGCAGUUCCUAAGCUGGCAGUCUCGCACUGUCCGGCGUAAUAGCAUUCGUAAAAAGCAGAAGUCUGCAACGAAGGACAAGAAUAAACCUUCUUCAACCCCAACAUCUCCUGACACCGGCAACCCUCAACGUCCAGGCCUCGAUCUUCGUCGGUCAUUCGACAAGCAAUCUUCCGAGCAGCCCUCCCCUCCUAACUCCAAGCGUGAGAUUGCUGAAGCUCAGUUGCCGCAGCUUAAUCGAGUGCGGACGCCGCCACCUCUCCCUGAGAACCUGGCUGAAGCCUAUAUUAAGCUUCGAAAGACUUCCGAGGCACAGGCAGUUGAGUUAUGGCAGGCCAAGAAGCGUGAGGAGACCAUGGAAGAGCAGGUGGACUCUCUUCAAACCAAGCUUUCUACCGAAGUGAAAAGUAUUAAGCUCGAGAACGAAGAUCUUGAGCAGCGUAUUGCCGGUCUAGUACAAGACGGUUACAAAUAUGCUGACCGUGUUGCCGCGUUGGAGAUCAAAAACCAGCAUCUCGUGAAGAAAGUUAAAGAGGCCAAUCAGGUUCUCCAGAAUGGGUUUGAACUUCUAAACUUGACAAGAGCGAACGCGGACACAAAUGAGAGUCUCCACCGUAUUGAAAUUAAGAGGCUUGAGCAAGAGGUCUCGAACCUUAAGCAAGAGGUCUCAAAGCUUAAGGAACAACUUGAGGAAGCCCAAUCUCACCUUCGCCGUCAAACAAGCACCUUGGCUGAAGACUUGAUUGAUUUGGAAACCGCAGCGAAUUCCCUAAGCACAGAGUUAAGCGGAGGGGUGCUGCUUCCAGCACCGCAAACAGAUACCAAGCUUCAAGAGCUAGUGCAGGAAAAUGAUAUUCUCAAGCAGAAGGUCACUGAACGUGAGCUUGACACGAAUAGUCUGAGAGAUGAAAUUCAAGCCGCCAAUCUUAAAGUGACAGGGCUCGAAAAGGAGCUUGCUGCGGCGAAGUGUGCUUUGCAGAAUCAAGAAGCCGCCGCCAAUACCUUGAAGACUUUCGAAAAGAAGAGUGAAGAAGCCAAACAGAAGACUGGGUCUUAUGCACUGCCCGCACUUGGUGCAAUGGAAGCUCCCUUGGGGACUUCCGAGCAGCUAAAACAGAAACCUCAUGCACUGAAUGACAGCUUCCCCCCUCGUACCUCUGUUGAAUACAGGCGGUUGUCAUAUCCUACUCUUCUCGAAACACAGGUCGCUGUUCCAGUCGAGGGUCGCCGGCGUUCACGGACCCUCACUAAGCCGAAACAGCAAGGUGAAUCAGUGAGACAAAGGCCGCUGAAGCCACUUGUUAAUUUCGAUGACCUGACAAAUACGCCUGCUGAGAAUACCUUGUUUCGCGCUGGUUCCACUCGUAACACUACUUCCCAGACACAAGUGCCUAGCAUGGCGCCACAGCAAGCUGAAUUCGAGGCACAUAUUUCAUCCUCACGCACGCACGUGGCUCGACCAGUCUCGUUCUCGCCUGCCAGCCCGACUCUGGUAAUGCACAGCGCUCCUCAGCGGGCAAAUUCAACCCGCACCAGUCGCAGGCAUGCCAUUUACGGAGCUCAGCAAAGCAUGCCAGUCAUUGAGCCUGAUGUUGUUUACCCGUUUGGCAGCCGUGGUGCUAGCCUUCUUGAACAGUCCAAUAACGAGCGAACUUCGAACUUUCAAGUCCCAUUUCGUCCAGGAUUGUUCACAUCAAAGCCGGAAGCCGCAGAGAAAACUUCUGGAAAGGACCUCUCUUCGGGAAACCAUCAAUUCGGUAAAAAUGCUACUAACAGUGCAUAUUCCGCCGGCGCUUUCUCGUCUCCUGCAGCUGUCAUUGGCACUGCGGCCGAGGAUCCUUUCUCCCCCGUCAGCCCUCGCACUCGGCGCUUCCCCGGGCCCAACCGUUCUAGCAUCCGCGCCGAGGAUAUCAAGAUUGAUGAGAAUGGCAAGCGGACUGUGACUUUGUCUAAUGGUCAAACAUUUGAACUUUUCCCCCUUGAAACCCCUCAGCCUCGGCCCAUGGAAGACACUCGCAUUACUGCCAAUUAUCCAGAUGCUUAUGCGGGCCAGAUGUAUGACGAAGAGUCACCUACCGUGGAGUCACUCAGUGCCCGCAAAGAGCGGCGAUCUCGCACUCAUCAAGGAAACACACAUGCCGUUGGGGAAGCUGUUGUCGGUGGCGUGGUUGGCGAGACUGGUGAUGGAACUAAGUUGGGCUUCUUCUAG